AUGGUUUCACUUACAAUCAAUGGGAAACCUCUCAUAACCGAUGUGGUAGUUGAUGAGACAUGGUUUUCAAAUCUUGCUGUUUGUGAGGAGUUGAAGAAUUGGUAUGCAUUUUCAAAAUCUUUAGCUGAGGAUGCUACAUGGAAGUUUGCAAAAGAAAACAUGAUUGACGUGGUCACCAUACAUCCAGAGUUUACUAUUGGUACUUUCUUACAGGCAACUCUUAAUGUGCCAGCAGAGAUUGUUCUGAAUCAUAUAAAUGGAUCACAAACCUUAGCCAACAUGGUUUAUAGGUUUGUUGAUGUUAGAGAUGUAGCAUAUGCACAUAUUCAAGCAUUUGAAGUAGCUUCAGCUAGUGGACCAUAUAUUUUAGUAGGAACUGUUAUGAACAAUGUUGGGACUUCAAAGAUUUUAGAAGAACUAUACCCUGAUUUUAGCCUUCCUGAAAGAGAUGUUGCAUAUGCACAUAUUCUAGCAUUUGAGUUACGUUCAGCUACUGGAAGAUAUGUUUUAGUUGGAACUGUUACAAAUAAUGCUGGGCCUUCCUGA
Messenger RNA from Ziziphus jujuba (common jujube), 546 nucleotides. RefSeq names its product phenylacetaldehyde reductase-like. The coding region runs from base 1 to 546 and encodes 181 amino acids. Gene Ontology annotation, molecular function: oxidoreductase activity, acting on the CH-OH group of donors, NAD or NADP as acceptor. The transcript is spliced from 4 exons. NCBI's taxonomy places the organism in Eukaryota, Viridiplantae, Streptophyta, Magnoliopsida, Rosales, Rhamnaceae. The record is from RefSeq and is a predicted model, not a curated record.